CCGUCAGAGUGUGAGGCAGACGGGCUCCCUGGUGGUUACGGGUCCAGGGACUCCAUCCUCAAGCCUGGUGUGAAGAAGGACUGGAAAAGACGCAGGCGUGGCCAUCUGAAGCGGAUUGACAGCUGCAGCAGCUGGGAUCCAGGCCACGCUGAGGCUGGCGGAGGGAAGCAGCAGUCUACGUUUGGACUGGGCGGAGGCGCAGGCAUGCGGUGCUCCACCGUGCUCGCAAUCUUGACGGGGGUGCUUCUGUACUUGGUGCUGGGUGCCGUGGUGUUCCGGGCCCUGGAGACCCCGCGAGAGGAGAACAGGCACAUGAUGCUGCAGAUCACGCGGCAGGACUUCCUGUUGAACUUCACAUGUGUCGAUGAAAACAACCUCCAGGCCUUUCUAGAGGAAGUGGUGGAGGCCAUCGGCGCAGGUGUUGAUGCCACCAGCAACACCAGCUUUGUCAGCCAAUGGGAUCUGGCCAGUGCCUUUUUUUUCUCAGGGACCAUCAUCACAACCAUCGGUUUUGGAAACAUCUCGCCAAAGACAUACGGAGGGCAGCUGUUCUGCAUUUUCUACGCCCUGGUGGGAAUCCCACUGUUUGGUAUCCUACUCGCUGGGGUUGGAGACCAUCUGGGUACUUGGCUGAGGAAAGCUGUUGCCAAAAUAGAGACUCUCUUCCUGAAAUGGCGUGUGAGUCCCACUAUUGUGCGAGUGAUCUCAGCCGUCCUAUCCAUCCUGCUGGGUUGCGUGCUCUUUGUUGCAGUACCUAUCCUGGUCUUCCAAAAGGUGGAGGGCUGGAGUCUUUUGGAGUCGGCCUAUUUUGUAGUUAUCACCCUGACAACAGUGGGCUUUGGAGACUAUGUUGCAGGGGAUUCUGGGAUUGCAGGGAGCGACCACUGGUACAAGCCUCUGGUGUGGUUCUGGAUCUUGCUGGGUCUCGCCUACUUUGCGUCUAUCCUGACGAUGAUUGGAAACUGGCUCCGGGUGCUUUCUAAGAAGACCAGAGCUGAGAUGGAAGAACUUCGAGCCCACGCCACGGACUGGACUCAGAACAUCCAGAAUAUGUCGGUUGAUUUUCGAAUCCCAGGUAAAAUUGACGACCCUUUCAAGCGGCGCCGGAGAAAGCGCCGCCAUGGUAAGAGUACGUCGGGUACAGGGCCCUCUGAGGGGAAAGAAGGGCACCCUGAGAACCAGACCGAUUCUGGAUCGUACUCCUCCUCCUCCUUCUCGUCCAAUGAGUCCGGGUCUGGAUCCGAAACAGACUCUCAGGUCACGCAGACGGAGCGAGUGCCUGAAGAAAAAACUGAGAAGGAGGAGCCCCACCUGUCUCAGCCUCUGGACUACUUCGGAGAGAACCUGGCCUUCAUUGAUGAAUCCUCAGAUACUCAGAGUGCUAAACUUCAUCUGGAUCCUCUGAUGGACCCAACACAACCCAACCCUGCUCGCUCUCGUCAGCCGAAGAGGAGACGCCACAGAAGGCCUGUUCAACAGAGAAGCCCUGAGGUCAAAGGCUCCAACUCUGACAGGAGGGAGCCCAAUGGAAACCCCAAACCAGUUCCAGAUCUACCACUGAACCUCCGGAUCUAGACCUAGUACAGAAACUCCAGCUUGAUAUAUGAGAUGUGGGGAGAAUCUGAGCAAUGUAUCUGUGUAUAUGUGCUGCUUACUUACAGACACUUGAUGAAAACAUAUUGCAGAAGAAGCCUUAGCCACUUGUGGCUUGCAUUUAAUGGCCUUAGCAUGCGAGUGUGUUUGCCUUAAUCAAAGAUGAUGAAGUGACUGUUAUGCCAAUGAUCCCUUUACUUUAUGAAGAGCUGCUGCCCUCUAAUGGGCCAAGACAGAAGUGCAUCUCAACGUCAGGGCUCCCGUUGUGUUUUACUAAUCCACACCAGUGCAAACAAUUUGAGAGCAGCCUAAAGAGGAGGUUGCUUACACUCUUCAAUCCUGCCAAGUAUGAUUAAACAGGUACUUGACAGGCUCUUGUACAUUUGAGGUAUGUAACAAACUUUUCUAAAUGCUGUGUGAAUACUGUCUAAACGACCAUAACAUUUGCAUUUGAUGGUUAAAUGCAUUAACCCGACUGUACUGCAUACAUGUAAUAAAUAUUUUUUAAAUUAAAGCAGCACUGUGUCUUACAAGCAUGUUUGUUAUACUGUCGUAAGUACAUGUUUUCUAAAGAUGCUGUUCAAGUCCUUACGGCUAAAAUAGGGUAGAGCUUCCUCUAACCAGAAGGUUGGCGGUUUGAUCCCAGGCUUCCCCAUCUAUAUGCCAAAGUGUCCU
Platichthys flesus (European flounder) is the source of this 2268-nucleotide messenger RNA. RefSeq names its product potassium channel subfamily K member 4 (gene kcnk4b). Gene Ontology annotation, molecular function: potassium ion leak channel activity. NCBI's taxonomy places the organism in Eukaryota, Metazoa, Chordata, Actinopteri, Pleuronectiformes, Pleuronectidae. Gene Ontology annotation, cellular component: membrane. The transcript has 7 exons. The coding region runs from base 205 to 1575 and encodes 456 amino acids. The record is from RefSeq and is a predicted model, not a curated record. Gene Ontology annotation, biological process: potassium ion transmembrane transport; stabilization of membrane potential.